This is a messenger RNA of Cydia pomonella (codling moth), 2520 nucleotides long. RefSeq lists its product as uncharacterized. The transcript is spliced from 5 exons. The record is from RefSeq and is a predicted model, not a curated record. Bases 217 to 2520 code for a protein of 767 amino acids. NCBI's taxonomy places the organism in Eukaryota, Metazoa, Arthropoda, Insecta, Lepidoptera, Tortricidae.
AUAUUAUGUAUGUGGGUAUGCAGCGGAUUUGCAUUUGUGAGGUCUACCUGUCUCUAAAAAUAUACAGUCAGUCAUUGCUCGAUCUCGUUGUUUUAUUGAAGUGUUCCCUAUACUUUUACAUGGCGCAGCCGGUUAAAGUGAUAAAAAGUGCAUAAUUUAAAAAGCAGAAGACAAGAAAGUGAAGAUAGUAAGAAAAUUCGGAAAGAAAAAAACAAGAUGGAAUCGGUUCUUACUCCCCCUUUGCCGUUUAAGUUUGAGGAAAAUGUAACCAAUAUGGCGUUUGGCAGUUUGUGUGAAUCUUGGGAGAAGUGGAAGAAUGGUUUUCAAAUAUACGUAAAGGCAUGCGAACUUAAUAAGAAAACAGAAGAAAUACAAAUGAACAUUUUUUUACACGUCGUAGGGGAACAGUGCCGUGAGAUAAUAGAACAAAGUACGACGAAAUGUACAACAUUAGCGGCUUUAAUAGGUCAAGUCGAUAAUCAUUUUAAAGCGAAAAAAAAUGUAACGGUCGAGCGUCAUCGGUUUUUUACUCGUCAACAAGGUGAACACGAGUCCAUAGACCAAUACGUCUUUGAGUUGAGAAAGUUGGCUCAGUCGUGCGAGUUUGGUAACUUAAACGACGGAUUAAUAAAGGAUAGACUCGUAUGUGGAAUCGUGAGCGCAGCGAUUAGAGAGCGACUGUUACGCGAAGACGACCUAACGCUAAAUAAAGCGUUAGAAAUAUGUCGGGCUGCUAUAGUGUCGAAAAUGUAUUCGGAGGACAUUAAACGCGAGUGUACUAGUGAGACAAAAGGUAACGAAGUGUGUGCGGUAGCUAACAAAGAAGUGUACGAGUUGAAUCGGUCAGGUGCGAAAGUCGAAGCAAAAUCGAGUCGUGGUAUGAGUUCCGGACGAGGAUGGCGCGGGCGCGGAUGGGCGCAUGGCGCGGGGCGCAGUGGCGCGCCGGGCGCGGCAGGCCCGGCCGGCGCUCAGCACCGCGCGCCGUACGCAUAUCGCGGAGGGCGGUGCGGUCAGUGCGGCGGCGUGCACAAAAAGUACGAUUGUCCGGCGUAUGGCAGGAGCUGCAUGAAAUGUUCCAGACCAAAUCAUUUUGCCAGGAUGUGCAGGGUGUACAUGGUGGAAGAGUCUGAGGACCAGGUAAAUAAUAUUAAAAACCGAUGUUGUGACUGUUGUGAGGAGUGGAACACGGAAUUAAAAAUAAAUAAUGUACCUGUGUGUUUUAAAUUAGAUACGGGAGCAGAGGUUAACAUACUCCCUAAACGUUAUCUGACAAAAUUAGGUAUUUCGAGUAAGGAUUUGUCAAAAACAAAUACAAGACUUACUGAAUACUCUGGUGCUGGUCUUAAUGUCAUAGGAAAGAUUUUCUUGCGAGUCAGAUACAAAAAUAAUUUAUAUGUAUUAGAGUUUAAAAUUGUUGAUUUAAAUUCCGCGCCGAUACUGGGACGGUAUGCGUGUAAAGAGUUAAAUUUGGUCAGGCGAGUUAUGUCUGUGGAGCAGUCUAAUGAUAAUGAUCCGGAUUUUAUAAAGAAAUUCAGUGAUGUUUUUCAUGGCAUAGGUUGUCUUCCUGGCGAGUAUAAAAUUCAAUUAAAAUCAGAUGCGGUACCGGUAAUUCAUGCACCGAGGAAAUUACCAUUUGCGAUAAAGGAUGCGGUCAAAAAUAAGUUGUUAGAGAUGGAAGCUCAGGGUAUAAUUGCUAAAGUUGAGGGUCCUUCGGACUGGGUUAGUAGUAUAACGGUAGUUAAAAAAUCUAACGGAGAUUUGCGUAUUUGUUUGGAUCCUAAAGAGCUAAAUAAUGCUAUAAAGCGAGAACACUUUCGGCUUCCCACCAUCGAUGAGAUUGUGUCCAAUUUGUCAGGCGCGCGGUACUUUAGUACCCUUGACGCGAGCUCAGGUUUCUGGCAGGUGCGGCUAGACGAGACUACGGAUACGCUGUCGCGCGCAUACGAGCCGAGCGCGAGCGUCGAGCAUGCUGGCCGCGAGGCGCUGCACGACGAGGUGUGUGCUGUGGAGCGAGCGCUGGCCGUGGUCGCCAACGACCACUUCACCGACCACCAGUUUGUCGCGCUACAAAAACAAACUGACACCGACGACGAACUGGUGCAGUUAAGAAAAUGUAUUUUAAAAGGGUGGCCCGAUGAUAGGAAAGAUUUAGUAGACGUAUUAAGGCCUUAUUGGACUUAUAGGGAUGAGAUAACUGUGGCACAAGGCUCCAGCAUUGAAAUCGAAGAGAAAAUGCUCCCCUUCCCAUUUCCAAACCCUCACGGGAACGACGACAUCGACGAGCACGGUCCGGCGCUGCGAUCAGUCUAUGAGCACGAUGUCAGGCUUAUUGGCGACAAUAGUCCUGUCAGUGAUGAUAGAUCGACUCCAAUAGAGCCUGGCACGACUGUUUUCGAUAACUGGCGCAGGUACCGUUCAGAUUCAGACUGCAAUAGCAUUACUGCUGCAGUAUUGCAGCGCGACAUUACUGCCGAAUGCAUUCUGCCGCAAAAUGUCAAUCAAUUUUGCUGCCCGGAUUAA